This is a messenger RNA of Fraxinus pennsylvanica, 3159 nucleotides long. NCBI's taxonomy places the organism in Eukaryota, Viridiplantae, Streptophyta, Magnoliopsida, Lamiales, Oleaceae. The record is from the annotation of a GenBank genome assembly.
AUGGAUUAUGACCAUUCCAUUCUGAUGGAUGAUGAUAAAGAAAAUUCAACAAGGGAGCAUGUUCAGCGUCUCUUCAACAAGAAUGUUGAGUUGGAGAACAAGCGUAGGAAAGCAGCACAAGCCAGAGUACCUUCAGACCCAAAUGCGUGGCAACAGAUGCGUGAAAAUUAUGAAGCCAUUAUCCUGGAGGACCACGCUUUCUCUGAACAACACGACAUAGAGUAUGCUUUGUGGCAGUUGCAUUACAGGAGGAUUGAGGAGCUACGGGCACACUUGAAUGCCGCUCUAGCUUCUUCAGGAUUAGCUGCUUCUCAGAAUGGGAAAGGUCCAACUCGAGGGGGACCUGAUCGAGUUUCAAAGCUCCGUUCCCAGUUUAAGACUUUCCUUUCAGAGGCCACUGGGUUUUAUCAUGAUUUGAUGUUGAAGAUAAGGGCAAAGUAUGGUCUGCCAUUGGGAUAUUCUUCUGAUGAACCAGAGAAUCAGAUUUCCAUGUCUAAAGAUGGAAACAAAUCUUCUGAGGUGAAAAAGGGCUUGAUAUCCUGUCACCGCUGUUUUAUUUAUCUGGGGGAUCUUGCUCGUUACAAAGGCUUAUAUGGGGAAGGUGAUUCUAAAGCUCAGGCUUUUGCAGCAGCAUCGAGUUACUACUUGCAAGCUUCUUCACUUUGGCCUUCAAGUGGUAAUCCUCAUCAUCAGCUUGCUAUACUAGCAUCAUAUUCUAAUGAUGAGCUGGUCUCCAUCUAUCGCUAUUUUCGAAGUCUGGCAGUUGAAAACCCAUUCGUCACUGCACGGGAUAACUUGAUCAUUGUAUUUGAGAAGAAUCGGCAGAGUUAUACCCAACUACUUGGUGAUGCUAAAGCUACUUCAGUCAAGACCGUAUCUUCCCAGAUGCCUGGGAAAGGGAGAGGCAAAGGUGAAUCAAGGCCUUCUAUUAAGGAUGAUAAGGUGGAUUCAAGUGCAGUCAAGGAACGCGUAUGUACUGCACCUGAAGUCUUCAAAGCCUUCAACAUUCGAUUUGUUCGACUAAAUGGCAUUCUCUUUACACGUACAAGCUUGGAAACUUUUGCGGAAGUCUUCUCGAUGGUUAAAAAUGAUUUGUUGGAACUCCUUUCCUGUGGGCCUGACGAGAAAUGCAACUUUGGCUCGGAUGCAGCUGAGUGUAGGCUUGCAAUUAUCAGGCUGGUGGCCAUCCUUGUUUUCAGUGUUCACAAUGUAAAAAGGGAAAAUGAAAAUCAAUCAUAUGCUGAUAUUCUACAGCGCUCAGUUCUGCUUCAAAAUUCAUUUACCGCUGUCUUUGAAUUUAUGGCCUGCAUGCUUGAAAGAUGUAACCAGCUAACAGAUCCCUCGUCGAGCUAUUUAUUACCUGGGAUUAUGGUUUUUGUGGAGUGGUUAGCCUGUUGUCAUGAUGUUGCAGUAGGCAGUGAGAUGGAGGAGAAACAAGUGAAUGCCAGGUCUGUUUUCUGGAAGUACUGCAUUACCUUCUUCAAUAAGCUUAUAUCAAAUGGAUAUAUGUUUCUUGAUGAAGAUGAGGAUGAAACAUGUUUCUCCAAUAUGAGCAAAUAUGAUGAAAAUGAGACUGCUAACCGUCUUGCAUUGCCUGAGGACUUCGAAUUGAGAGGAUUUCUUCCUCUUCUUCAUGCCCAACUCAUCCUUGACUUCUCAAGGAAACCUUCUUUUGGAAUUGAUGGUAGCAGUAAGGAGAAGCAAAUCCGCAUCCAGAGGAUUUUUGCAGCUGGAAAGGCUCUUGCUAAUGUCGUCCAGAUUGGGCAGGAGGGAUUUUAUUUUGAUGCAAAGUUGAAGAAAUUUGUAAUUGGUGUUGAACCUCAAAUUUCUGAUGAUUUCGCACUCAUGGGUUCUUUUGAAGUUCCGAAAUCUAAUGGUAACACACAAGGAAUUUCAGUUGUGUCUCAAAUGUCUCUGGGUGCUAUGCAGCCAGAGCCACAUGUUAGUAUGGAUGGAGAGGAUGAGGAUGAGGUGAUUGUGUUCAAGCCAUCUGUAACUGAGAAGCAAAUAAACGACUUUGCUUCAAAUAUGACUUCUGAGGUUGCUUCUGGUGCGGACAAGUUUGAUUUUGGAAAUGAAAAUGGAUCACUUCAUGAAAGUUUCCUCUGGCAUAAUGCUUUAAGCACCGGCAUGAAGCCACCUGCAAAUAUUGCUAACAGCGCUGCCCAAUAUCUGCGUCCAGUUCAACCCAGCACUCCACAGUGGCUGGUAGAACAAGCUCCUGUAGUUAAUGGAUUUUCACACUUGAAUGUAAUGGAAAAUAGACCUGCCAUGAAAUCUCAUCUGCAAGAUCAUUCAAGAAUUUCUCAGGCUGCUGCCCUUUCUGUUCCCUAUCCACCUUUUGUCAAUCCUGAUGCAGCUCAUAGUUAUCCCAUUCAGACCCCUCAGACUGCUUUAUCAUCGAAGUUUGAUUCCAUUAUUUCUUCAGGAGCAGCUGCUGAUGGUCUGUAUGUGAAACCAACUUUGGUCGUGUCAGCAGGCUUGAAGAAAAAUCCUGUGAGUCGACCUGUUAGGCAUGUUGGUCCUCCACCUGGCUUUGGUUCUGUGCCUUCCAAAUUUGUGGAUGAGUCAAUGAAUAGUAUGACCUUGAAAAAUGAAAAUCCUCCAAUUCCACAAAUGGAUGAUUAUAGCUGGCUAGAUGGAUAUCAGUUGUCCUCGUCAAAUCAAAGUCUUGGAUUUGACCAUUCCAUUAAUAAUUCAGGGCUGAUGUUCGGUUCAGUGAGCAAGAAUAAUAGUUCAAUGGGGAUGUCAAGCUUCCCUUUCCCUGGAAAGCAAGUCUCCACACUGCAAAUCCAGGGUGAAAAGCAGGGCCAUCGGUUUUCUGAACAUAUGAAGGGAGUAUUGACGGUAGUGGACAUGGGGCUAUUCUUUCUGCCAUUGUGUGGUUGGUUUUUGCUGUGUUGCGGGCACUUGCUGUUGAACAGCUUGUGCCAUGGAUAUCAGCUUUUGGUGGACAAUGUAGAUGGAAUCAAGGGAAUUACUAGCAAUUUUCUACCUGGCGGUGAAGGACUUAGUUCCCCCCCACAUGAAGUUGCCACCCAAGAACUUGUUGAGUUGAAUGAGGCAGCACAUGAUGUUGACACCCAAGAACAUGCCGAGUUGAAUGAGGCCUUCGGGGGAGAAGAGUCGAAUGCUGGAGAUGCUGGGUACGGGAAGUAA